This is a messenger RNA of Uranotaenia lowii, 2199 nucleotides long. RefSeq names its product zinc finger protein 691. Gene Ontology annotation, molecular function: RNA polymerase II cis-regulatory region sequence-specific DNA binding; zinc ion binding; DNA-binding transcription factor activity, RNA polymerase II-specific. NCBI's taxonomy places the organism in Eukaryota, Metazoa, Arthropoda, Insecta, Diptera, Culicidae. The record is from RefSeq and is a predicted model, not a curated record. The transcript has 4 exons. Gene Ontology annotation, biological process: regulation of DNA-templated transcription. Gene Ontology annotation, cellular component: nucleus. Bases 553 to 2127 code for a protein of 524 amino acids.
GAUAUCGCCGAAUAUCCGCGUAAGAUUAUUCGUUUCUGCACCACAAAACCGACACAAACGCUUAAAGUUUUCGCGCAAAAAUUCCAACCGCUUCCGGUUAGUUUCGAAUUCCAUAUUUAUCGGCGAAUAUAGGAAAUUAUCACUUCCGUUUAUUAAAAGCAAGUUAAAUCAGAACACUGCAGAAUCCUUUCGUUUUCCGAAGAAUAAAAAUCCGGACCAAACCGACGCGUCCAAGUGCAACCGUUUGAUUGAAUCAAAACAGUGAUGGUGUUGAUAUUUUUCCCGAAUGAACACAAACAGACGGCGAAGCACAUGCGUGAAUGAACAUUGAGAGCAUUUUUCGGUUUCCCUCUCUUGCGCUCUCGAAACCAGCUGGAUUUGUUGUUGGGUCCCUUAUAAACAAAAAUCGCAUCGGAAAGCCACUUUUUUUCUAAUAUGUUUAAAAAUAACGUUUAAGUAGGACAAAAGUUGAUAAAUGGACGAAAAAAUGUCGUGAUAUAAAGUUCAGCAAAUUUAAAAUAUCGUGCUUAAAAUAUUUGUGUCAAUAUCACCAUGGAAGGAAAGCGACCGAAACCGGAAGCUGAUUCCGAAGAGAGAAAACGUAUACAGUUUUUGACGGAAAACUUCGAACGGUUGUGUCGGCUCUGUUUGACCAAUGAACAGUUGGUUAAUCUUUAUUCCAACGUUCAGGGUCGAAAUGUGUUCUAUGUAAGGAAUUUUGUCAAGGAUUCGCUUCGAGCGUUGGAACAUACGAUCAACAAAAAGGACGGUCUGCCGAACUUUAUCUGCGAAAAGUGCGAACGUAACUUGAACAUUAUCUUCAACUUCAAGAAAAAAUGUGACCACUCUAGAAGGGUGCUGGAGAAAAUUCGAAGCAAAACUAUCCAACCGGAAGAUCUGCGACUAGCGGAGGAACUAGGGGGCGAACAGCCAGUAGAAAAGAUUAAAGAAACUACGACAGUAAGCUACAAAACGAGGUCUAAAAAAGGAAUCACAGAUUCAAGCUGUGAAGAGUUGCUGCGAAAGCUUCCCCAAACUAUAAACGUAAAAAAUGUCAAGGAAGACGUGAAGGCAGAUAUCGUUUCUGUACUCAACAGUUCCACCGUAAAACAUGGAACUAAGUUAACAUCCCAGGAAUCUGCCCAAGAACUCUUGGUUGAAGUUUCUACAGCUAUGAAUUUUGAGAUUGAUGAACUAGAAAAAGACGACAAAAUUUCGAUAUCUGUUUCAGUUCCGGAAAUAAAGCCUAUGGUCGUCACUAUUGAGAAAGCCAAUCUGGAGGAGCCUAGUUUAAAUCCAGAGGAAUAUUUGGAAGAAAGAGGAGGGACGGAUUCCGAUAGCGAUUGGGUUCCGAAUGAAGGAAACAAAAAAGUUAUAAUUAAAACUAGCAAAGUAGAAUCAAAACCUCCCGAUCCUAAAGUUGCCGAAAUUAAACGACAACCACCCAAGCGGGAAAAGGCAUCCCCUAAGCAAAAAAAGAAAAAGCAUGCCAAUGAAAAGACGGUAUGCUCGAUCUGUGGGGCACUGGUCAACAAUAUGAAGUGCCACCUGGUGAUUCAUGCCGAGGUACGCCCGCAUCAGUGCGAACAGUGUCCCAAAAACUUUACCUCCAGAAAUAAGCUGCAAUCGCACAUCAACAGUGUACAUUUGAGGAAGCGGGACUACAAGUGUGAAAUUUGCGGCAAGGCUUUCCUGGAGAAGAACAACCUGAAGGGUCAUCUGAGGAUUCACAAUGGAGAGCGGAAGUAUGAGUGCGAUAUGUGUCCCAAGAAGUUUUUGUUUGCUGGUACCUUGAGGUAUCAUAAGCUGACUCAUACGCAGGAUAAGCAGCAUGAAUGUCAGGUAUGCGGCAAACUAUUCCUGCUGCGAACGACCCUCACGAAGCACCUGCUGGUGCACGGCGACGAGCGACCCUACAAAUGUGAAAUCUGCGACAAGGGCUUCCGCACCAGCACCCACCGGAUGGUGCACAUGCGGACGCACACCGGCGAGAAACCGUUGCGCUGCCGGAUAUGUGGCCUCGGGUUCGCCCAUCACAAGGCGCGCAGUACCCACAUGAAAUCCACCCACGCCCAGGAACUGAUCGCCCGGGAUAUGCUCGACGAGAAGGGUCACCUCAAGUUCUGAGAAGUGGAUAGGAUAGGUAAGUGCUUUUUUAAGUUAAUCUUAAGAGAAAUGUGUCUUUUUUUAAAUUGUAAU